GAAAAAAAAACAACUACAGUGACUUCCCCUGCAUCUCUCGAAUGCAAGGACAGAGCUGCUGUCAGAGCAACAUUGCAACACUAAUCAAUUUUAUUAGACUUGAUCUAGAUCUAUAUUAAAUUAUUUUUCUCUUCUGUAAGACAGGCUUUACAUAAUAUAACAUUGUAUAAAAUUAGAGAUCUAGAUCUAUAUGACUAUAUGGAAUCAUGGGUGGCUGGCAGAUGGAAGUAUUUCGUAUGGCUGUUUAUAUAAGUUUUCCAGUUGGCUUAUUUUAUAUGUUCAACCAACCAGCUUUCUAUGAGAACUGGAUGAUGGAGAAAAGGGCCAAGAUUUUCCCAGCUUCUGAUCCUAGAGCAGUUGAAAUACUUGAAGCUCGUAGAGCACAGAGGGAACUCCAACAAGAAAAGGAGUGGUUGAAAGAACAGCAGUCAAAACAGAUAUAGUAUAGUUUGAAUCUAUGUAUACACAUGAACUUCAAAUAAAUUAUUUGUUAUUGUAUAUAGAAUUGUGAUGUGAGUUGUGCGCAUGUUAUAGCUGAAUGAUUUCAAUGACUUCUUUUUUUUUUUUUCAUGUUUUCUUCAUGAAACGAAAGACAUUUUUUCUCUCUAAAAGUUCAGUGUAAAUUAAAAUGAACAAUUACAUUUAA
Messenger RNA from Biomphalaria glabrata, 646 nucleotides. RefSeq names its product protein PET100 homolog, mitochondrial-like. The coding region runs from base 207 to 443 and encodes 78 amino acids. The record is from RefSeq and is a predicted model, not a curated record. NCBI's taxonomy places the organism in Eukaryota, Metazoa, Mollusca, Gastropoda, Planorbidae. The transcript has 4 exons. Gene Ontology annotation, cellular component: mitochondrion; mitochondrial inner membrane. Gene Ontology annotation, biological process: mitochondrial respiratory chain complex IV assembly.